UGAGAUGAAGGCGGCCAAGGGGAGAUUGUUUCCAAAUUAAGCUCGAUAUUUCAACUUAAAUAACUCAUGAUUGAGCGAAACUUGUGAAGCGGAGAAAUGGCAGCAAGGAGUGAAGAUGGUGACAGGAAGCCAAUCGUUACAUAUCACGGUGAUCAGGAGCUUUUCUCUUCAAUCCGAGCGGAGGUUUUUAACACUCUACCCAGGGACCCAGUAGAAUGGCGCAGAUCUUAUGGCAGAGGGCCCAAGUUGAUCUUCAUGGAUGUCACCUUUGUUCCCUUCACCCCCGAUCAGUUGGCCAAAGAAAACGAGCGCACCCUCUUCAGAAAGCCCUGCUUUCACAUCUACUUCACGGACUGUGCAGAUGCCGAUGCCUACAAGCUGGUUGUCAAGGACGACAUCACCGCCUGGCAACAGAGCUUGAAGGAGCGCAACGUGUCGGAAUGGCUGAUCGUUCUCGUGGAAACGGCCAAUCUGAAGCGAGGGAACAAGUCCAAACUCCUGCCGCGAACGUCGGUGUUGGACAAAAUCAGAAGUGACUUCUGCAGCAAGCAAGAAAGAAGAGUGAUCGUUCUCAAUGAGCCCAAUAAUCCCGUACCCACCAAUCGCUCGUUAGAGUCCUGGCAACUCUUCAUCCAGCGUCUGCGGGAACUGCUCCUGGCGGCCUACAGUCGCGUCUUGUUGCGCUUUGAGGAGAUCGUCCGUGCCGAGAGGGAACGACGGAACGACAGGGGGUGGGACUUUUGCAAGUAUUUCCUUCUCCAGGAGGAGCUAGCAUUCACCUUUCAGCUUUUCCAUUUUGAGGAGGAUGCCCUGGUUCAGUAUGAUGAGUUAGAUGCCCUGUUCUCACAGUUUAUCAUCAACACACACGCCGGAGACAAUCCUGCCUGGCUGUCCUCCUUCGUCGCCCCAUGCACCUGCUGGGACGGCCUCAACCUCCUCCCCAGUGUUAUUGACGGCAAGCGAUCGCUUCUUGAGACCGGUAACGUCGCGCUUCUGGAACUGCGUAACUACCUCUUUGCCCGUCAGUGCGUGCUGCUGUUCACCAUGCAGAGGCCAUGGGAAGUGGCGCACAGAGCCCAGUCAUAUCUGCACAACUGUGUACAGGAAUUGAAAAUGUUAGAGGUUUCCAUGCCGACAGGGAGCAUGGCAUGCUGGGUCUUUCUGAGUUGCCUGGAAGUGUUGCAGUCCUGUGAGAAGUACACGGACUCGUCCAACGUUGAGAAUUAUUCCCACUUCACAGCCAGCCUGUGGGUGUACGCUCAGACUAAGUUACGUGAACUAGGGGAGCUGUGUGGUCUGAUGCCGGACUCCACCUCCAACUCGGACCAGCUGCACCUUGUUGUAAAUCUCCUCUCGGGCAUGGGCCAGACUCAAGAAGCCAGCGUGAUCGAGAACAGCCCCAAUCAGAAACUCAGGGAGGCUCUGAGCUCGUCGGACUCAUUCCAGAAACACUACUUGGAACUUUCUGAGUUGGCCAUGGGAACUUUUAAGCAUAUCAAGCGCAUGAGAUCAGCCCGGCUCAUUGGAAAGGACCUUGCCACUUUUUACAUGAAAAAGGGAGAAUGGACGAAAGCGGAGACGUUCCUGAUUGACGCGGUCCGCAUCUAUGAGAAGGAGGGCUGGCAUCUGCCUGUCACUAACACUCGAAGACAGAUUGCAACAUGCCAAAAGGAACUGGGCAACAAGCAUAAAUAUCUCAAGACCUGCUGCCUCCUGGCUGGCGACUGUGCAUUAGCCAUGCAGGAGAGGCUGGAGUUCCUUCAGGAGAUGCUGAAAAUAGCCAAGGAACUGGCUGAGGAACGCGGGGAACCAGACGACGAGGAGCAAUCACUGAAAGUAGCACUGGUCCCGCUCUAUUCGGUGGCUCGUCUUACAAGUAUCGACCUGAAACCGGAAGACGGGAAACUAGGAAAGAACGAAGGAGGUGAAAUCUUCUUGCGUAUCCAUAGCAACCUCCCAGAAACCGUCGCAGUGGACAAAAUCACCCUGGCGGUCAACCACGAGACGCAGGAUGCUGAGGACCAAUCGAAUCAGCUCCCGCUCCCAAAGAGCCAAUCACAGAGCAGCUUCAAGAGUCUCUCACCAACGGUCGACCAAUGGGGGACGGUGACAGACGGGUACCUGCGUUCUAUCUUCCUGGGCAACCAGCAGACCAUGAUACCGGAAUUGAUGCAGGACAUCAGGUACCAGACCAAGGACGGCAAGCGGAACUUGGACUGUGCCAUCAUCUACUGCAAGAACGCCUCGUCUGUGUUGAGAAGAGAGGACAGCUCCUCGUCUCUGGGGAAAAGUUUUGAGGUCCUUCAGAAGGAAGAUUGCAGUCACCCGUUGCACUUGGAGCAUGUGGAGAUCAAACCAGGAGAUAACACAUUAUCGUUUGCAUUCAAGGCAUCGGAUAACGGCCUGUACUCUUGUAAACAGUUGAUGAUGCAGUUAGGGGGAGUGGAGUUAUUGCUGCCCAGCAUUCAGCCGACUAUCGGCAUGGAGGUGUCUAGUCCAGACCCACAACUGACUGUAACUCCUAAGAAUGGUUCUGUUCUUCUAGCUGGUAUCCCUCAAGAGAUCUACCUGACAAUCUUCGCUGGUUACUACACCGUUACGUCACAGGACACCCUGUCUAUCCAAACCCUGGGCCGGCUCCGGGCCCUACCUGCCGACGAGGCGGAUGGAUACGGCGUGAGAACAGAGGAGAGCGGCGCUACGGUCAGCCUGCCGGAUAUCCCUGCCUUCCAGACUAGAGAGUUCAGCGUGAUGGUCAUGACGUUGCUUGUGGAUUCAGGGGCGGAGCCUGGCGAGGAAGAGGAGGAGGAGCUAACGGAACAAAAGAAAUGUCACAUUUUGCCUUCGCAGAUGACCAUCUGGUGUCCGUGGUCAGAGACGGUUAUAGCCACGCUGACGUUCCAGCAGCCGUUCCACAUCAAGCAUCAGCUCCAUACAGCUGGCAAGAGAAAGCUUGUACAGCUGUCGGUGGAUAACAUUUGCAGCAUGCAGUUCAUGCUAACGUCGCCUGAGCUUACAUCAGAUGGUCCAGUGCAGUUGCAGAGUGUUAACGGCAAGAAUGCCACUGCUACGCUGUGCGCCGGCCAGACUAUGUCAUACGUCUGGUUUCUCAGCGACUCGCAGCAGCAGACAGACGAGGCGGAGUUCCGAUUCACCCUGACGUAUACUGCACUAGGGGAGGGGGACACCGUGCCAAACGGGGAGGGGAACACUGUGACAAAUGGGCAGGGGGAGCCACAGCAACUUAGCCACAGUUUCAACCUGAAGGACUACAAGACGAAGUACAUGGUGAGCUCGACAAUCGCACCGCCCUCUAGUGAUGAGUUCUGUCGCGCAGGGACCCUCUGCAGCCUUCAGCUCCACAUCCAGUCGGCCCUCGACGACCACCAGCCAAUCACAGACCAGAACAGCCCGUCACUCAUGUACCAGGUGCUGGCUGACAAGCACAUGUGGGCCGUCUGUGGGCGGAGCACCGGGGUCGUUGCCAUGCCGACCAGCCAGGAGGGCGUGGAUGUGUCGCUGGAGGUCAUGCCCUUAUUGGCUGGUUUCCUGCCCGUGCCAAAGGUCAAACUCACCAACUACAUAACAGGAACCCAAGAAUUAUCAGGAACCCAACCCGUCACACAAGUUGUCCUGAAUCAACCAAGCGAGGGCAGUAUAAUCCCUGACGGCACCACCGCUUCCAGUGAGCUAGACGGCCCCGCUGCGUCGAGCAUGAACGGUCUGACUGAGCCGGUGUCCCACAUCCCGGCAGCCACUGAAAAGACUAGUCCUGCUUCCCUGGUGCCCUUCGCAGCCGGUCAGGUGUACUACCGAAGCCUGGCGACCCAGGUUCGAGUCCUACCCGAGUCCGAUAUCACCGUUUUAGAUGUAGCCGUUCAGUGAACUGUUCAUAACAUCAGUAACUUUGGUCUGGUUCCCAGGUGGCUCGGCAGUGCUGUAAUAUAGACGCUCAUCCCAGUCACCAGUCUAAGACUGUUUUAACCCUCCUGCUGUUUUAACAGUCACAGACAGUCGAAAGUUCAAUCCACUUCCCCUGCCAAGCCUUUUACACAGACUAGUCACAAACAGUCGGAUCAUAUUUUGAGCAAGCACUCUGACUGGUCAAAUGGAGUCAACAGACAAAGCAUGCAACUGGUGGCACAGCGGACUUAUCAAUCACCUACAGUCAAAGCACAGGUGUAUCAAGUUACAUAAACGGUCACAGCCAGUCAAUCCUGCUUUAAGUAGGCUGGGAGCUCUUAACUGUUGAUAACAGUAACUUGAUUGAUUUUGACUGAAAGGACAAUUUGGCACAGAAUGCAUGUUUGAAUAGGAGGGUUAAUAGUUGUGGUUCAUUUAUGAAAGCUUGGCUUUAGUUUUGGCUGUGGCUCUUGCAAUAGAUUCAGCACUGGAAAGCCUUGAAUGGCUGCAAAAAGAGACCAUGGCUUAAAAUUCAAUCUCAAGAUUUCAUGUAAACCGCACUGUCGAGUUAAGACAUUUAUGAAAUCAUGGCUUUGGCUGUGGCUCUUGCAAUAGCUUCAGCACUGUUCUGAAGCCUCAAAAGAUUGCAAAAGAGUGGCUAUAACUUAUACUUCUCAUUUAAAGUUUAAUGUACAUACAGCUGAAAGUCACUAAGACAUCAGUUUAAAAGUCAAGGACAUCAUUAAGCCGUAAACUCGUACUGAAAUCCAGAUUUCACAAAAUGGACGUAGCUGCACACUUAUAAUUAUACCCAGUAUUGUAUAUAAAUGCUGAAAUGAAAGCUGUGUAUACUUUAUGUACAUGUGCCUGUGAUUGUAAAUUGUUCUCAAUUAUAUGUGCAAUACGUAUACAAUGUAGAUGUGAAUUACAUUUUCCCAAUAUAUGAACAGUAAUUAUUAAAAGGUUAAUUUGGAUCAACAAAAA
Patiria miniata (bat star) is the source of this 4887-nucleotide messenger RNA. It is a transcript of the gene trappc10, whose product is annotated as trafficking protein particle complex subunit 10-like. Bases 97 to 3885 code for a protein of 1262 amino acids. NCBI's taxonomy places the organism in Eukaryota, Metazoa, Echinodermata, Asteroidea, Valvatida, Asterinidae. The record is from RefSeq and is a predicted model, not a curated record. Gene Ontology annotation, cellular component: TRAPPII protein complex. Gene Ontology annotation, biological process: intra-Golgi vesicle-mediated transport; early endosome to Golgi transport. The transcript has 20 exons.